Molecule: messenger RNA, 1631 nt
Organism: Anopheles merus
Lineage: Eukaryota; Metazoa; Arthropoda; Insecta; Diptera; Culicidae
Exons: 1
Coding region: 72-782 (236 amino acids)
Source: RefSeq, a predicted model, not a curated record
GUCGAUAUAUACGCCACACUGAACGAAGGUUGGGAAAGUACCCUCGCCGCUUUUGGAGCUUUGCCGACAACAUGCGCAAGUCAACUGGCCUCCCCGGGACUAUUCGGUAUAAGGAUAAUUGUGCACACUCGCCAUUAGAUAUUUGUGAACUGUUCGCCACGCGUUUCGAGGAUAGCUUCAUCUCUAACAUCACACAUCCGGAGGCUGUUGCUUCCGCACUCGUAAACACUCCGGCAGAUGCAAUUCAUGUCACGCUACCUAUCGUCACCGAGACCCUGGUUACCCAAAAAAUCGAGCGUCUCAAGUCGUCAUACUCCGAGGGGGCAGAUGGUAUCCCAGCGACAAUUCUCAAGCGUUGUGCCGUAUCGGUAGCUCCUGUUUUAACUAAGAUUUUUAACGAAUCUCUGCGCACAGGAACCUUUCCAUCACUGUGGAAGGUCUCAUGGCUAACACCCAUCCACAAAAAGGGCAGCAAAAACGAAGCAGUGAACUAUCGAGGUAUUACCUCUUUAGCUGCCUGCGCCAAAGUGUUCGAGCUCCUCAUCUAUGAAUCAUUAAUAGCAUCUGCCGGCAAAUACAUCAGCACCAACCAACAUGGAUUCAUGCCUAAGAGAUCAACUACGACAAAUCUGAUGCAAUUCGUUAGCGGCUGUUAUAAGUCCAUUGAUGAUGGUAUGCAGGUUGAUGCCAUUUACACGGACAUUAAGGCGGCUUUUGACAGUGUGUCCCACAACAUUUUUCUGGCAAAAUUGAUAGACUUGGAUUAUCACCACCCCUGGUAAAGUGGAUGAAAUCGUAUUUAUGUGGUCGUUCGUAUGCAGUUAGAAUGGGCUCCCACCAAUCUAGAUCUAUCGGUGCCUCUUCCGCCGUACCCCAGGGCAGCAACCUGGGGCCUCUGUUGUUUCUGCUCUACAUAAACGACUUGUGCACGGCACUCCCGGAUAAUAGUUGCCUACUCUACGCAGAUGAUGCUAAAAUCUAUCGUGAAAUCCGUGAGCCCGAGGACCAUCUUCAACUUCAAACCACUUUGACUGAAUUUGUCUCCUGAUGCAAGCGUAACGCACUAAGCGUCUGUAUCGAUAAAUGCGCCAUAAUCUCAUUCAGCCGUUCAAGAGCUCCAGCGCUGUUUAAUUAUACGCUUGAUGGUCAGAACCUCGAAAGAGUGAAUUGUGUAAAGGAUCUAGGAGUCCUCCUAGAUGCUAAACUCUCCUUCGAAGAACAGAUAGACCAAGUAGUCGCUAGUGCCAAUCGUCUACUUGGCUUGGUCAUAAACAUGACGCGCGAGCUUCGUGAUCCUAUGUGUUUCAAGACACUGUACUGCGCACUUAUCAGACCACUGCUGGAAUAUGCUAGGAUUGUUUGGUGGCCAGCAUCUACUCGGGCACUUGGGCGGCUAGAAUCCAUCCAACGGGAGGCAACGCGCUUCGCCCUUCGUGAUUGGCCGGAACCAUCGAUUGUCCCGAGUUGCUUUCAAAGAUUCACCUCUAUGUUCCUGCCAGAAUACUCCGUCGCCGACCAAUGCUGGCAGUCGCUGAAACCCGAACAACAUUUGGCUCUCGGAACCCCCUUCUUUGUAUGUGCCGUCUAUUAAAUUCAGCAGACGAUUAGAACGGUCAAAAAAUUUAAAAUUA